This is a messenger RNA of Lizanozyma spartinae, 3705 nucleotides long. RefSeq lists its product as uncharacterized. The transcript has 2 exons. The coding region runs from base 1 to 3705 and encodes 1234 amino acids. Gene Ontology annotation, cellular component: nucleus. The record is from RefSeq and is a predicted model, not a curated record. Gene Ontology annotation, biological process: regulation of DNA repair; DNA-templated DNA replication. Gene Ontology annotation, molecular function: single-stranded DNA helicase activity; ATP binding; ATP hydrolysis activity. Lineage: Eukaryota; Fungi; Ascomycota; Pichiomycetes; Serinales; Debaryomycetaceae.
AUGCAAUCACAACAGCUGCCCCCAGCAAUGCAACAAAACCAUCGUCUUUCCAAUCCGAAUUUGAUGUCUCAGGGCGCUAUGAGUGCUGGCUCGCCUAUGACCAUGAACGGGAUGCCUCCACAGCCUCCACAACAACAGCAGCAGAUACCGGGAGGGAACCAACUGUUUGUACUACACCAGCAACAACAACAGCCUAUGUACGAUGCUCAAAGAAGACAAAUAGCAAUACAGCAGCAAAGACAAAUGAGUAUAGGACUGCAACAACAGCAACCGCAGCAACAGCAAAUGCCAUCAGGAAAUCAAAGGUCACCAUUGAUGCAAGAAUCUUCUCAACGGCAACAGGGCCAGCUACAACUGCUGCUGCUGCAACAACAACAACAACAACAACAACAACAAAAACAGCAUCCAGGUGGCGGACGACCAGGAAUACAAAGAACCUCAAGCCAAGGCAUAGGUGCCAAUGGAAUGCCUAUGGGAAUGCAGAAGAUCAAUGCCUUUGGACAUACCAACAUCCCUGCUCCAAACUCUGCUCCCCUUCCGAAUAGUAACAAUGCACAGCCAGGCACUUUUCCCCAGCAGCAGCAGCAACUUAAUUCAAAUCCCAACUUAAAUCCUAAUAUGAAGAUGAGCCAAGGACCUCCAGGGAUGAUGCAGCGACCCGUUUCCCAAAACCAGACUCGAAUGGGUCCUCCUCAAUCUGGCACCAGUGCCACUCCUCCUACGGUGUCUCAGGCCUUGCCCAUGAAUAUGCCGGGUAUGAUACAACAAAAUGGGGUUGUGAACAAUAAUAACAACAACAACAAUAAUAGCAAUAAUAUGCAAAUGGGUACUCCUCAGAUCGUGAAUAAGCAAGCCACGUCGAUGCCAUCUCAACAACUGCAACAAAUGAAUCAAAUGAUGAAGCCAAUGAAUCAACAAGGACAACAGCAGGCCCAACCUCAACCACAACCAGGAAUGAACCCAAGACAGUCACCCGCUUUAUUAAGAAGGCCGUUGCCUCUGCAGAAUCCACAGAUCCAGCAGGGCCAGCAGCAAACCCCACAACAACAACAGCAGCAACAAAAUUACCCACAGUUGCAACGAACAGGAACUUCUUCUAGCAGUGCUUCCAUCAAUAUCACUGAAAAGGAAAAGAACUUUAUGAUUGUUAAACGGAACAUUGGGAACUAUGCUGUAUUACGAAUUUUGGACUUGAUAGAAUUGAUAAGCAAUGAGUCUAUUGAAAACUUAUCGAGUCUUACAUAUUGGGAGCGAGUGAUUCAAAUCUACUGUCUUCCAGUUUCAACAUUCAAAUUGACUACGGCACCUACGAAAUAUUCUUCUAGUCAAGGUGCUCCAAUGAGCAACAGUAACAGUAAUAGUCCCAUAAGUUCCCUAACCAAUAAGACCGGAUCUUCUAAGCUGUAUGAUUUACCAGCUUCAGCACUUCCCAAGUUUUUUCUUUCAUGCAUAUCUGCUGAAACAGUUGCUAAAUUCAGCUUGAGUUUACCUGGGGUAAAACACCUGGUUUUAAAUAAUGGUUCAAUUUUCAUAUUUUCAAGCUUAUCAAUGACAUUCUUUUAUAAGGAUGGAUCAUUGGCUAAUGUUUCUGGCUCAUGCAGAAUAUUAUUGAGUCGACAUUUCAAGAUUGAAUGGAUUGAAUUGAAUUGUACCGAUUAUCAUGGAUCGAUGAGUUUUGAUGUGUUGGAAAGCAUUCCAAGUUCUCGUAGUUUCCAUGAGGCUUAUAAGAUGCUGGAAGCAUACAAAUAUGCAGUAAAUUGUGGACUUUCCGAUCAAGCUAUGCGGAUUCUUCAAAUAGGUGAUGUGAUGUCAUCCAUGAGUUCAUUGAUGGGGUUCUCUGUGGUGAAUAAUGUUAGUUCUCCAAUCAAAGCACUCGAACUUUUUAUGGAGAAUAAUAACAGCAGCAGCAACAACAACAGCAACAACAACGGUCCUACGUCUCAGUCCAAUCUAAUGGGCAAUUCACAAAUGAUAAAGGCUCAUUCGCAUAAUGGAAGUAACAACAAUACUCCCUCAAUGAGUCAUGGUAUUGCCAAUGGUAAGAUGCCUUCCAAACAACAAUUAGGAGAAGACUCAGUGUUAGAUGCAAUGGGAGUUUCACCGAAGACUGUGUCUAGCGAAGAUCCCACCAAGAAACGACAAAUGAAUCAAUAUAUCGGACAGAAACAUCUCUUUGGAUCAGAACACAAUGGUAGAAUCACCAGUUUCAUCAGAUUAGGGUAUCUACCAUCAUUAAUUUUCUAUGGACCUCCAGGAGUUGGUAAAACAACUAUUGCCAAAGUGGUUGCUAAAGAGGCCAAAUAUGUGUUUCUAGAGCUUUCAGCAACCAAUACUACUGUGAGUGAGUUGAGAGAGUUACGAAUGAUCAUAACCAAUGAAAAUAAAAAGAGACAACAACUGAAUAAUAAUAAACCAUUGCUAAAAGUUGUUGUGUUUGUUGAUGAGAUACAUCGAUUUUCCAAGUCACAACAAGACCUGUUGUUACCGUACAUUGAAGCUGGAGAUUUUACUUUUAUAGGAGCAACCACCAAUAUUACCCGUCUAGCUCCCGCAAUCUUAUCACGAUGUCAAUGUAUUGAAUUGGACUUAUUUAGUGUAUCUGAUUUACACCAGAUCAUCAAUCGAGCAAUGGUGUUUGAGAAUGUCCGCCGUCGAAUGGCCAACAAGCCAGGGGUAUUGCAAUUGACCAAUGAGAGUGUUGAAGCUAUAGCCAGCCAUUGUGAUGGUGAUGCUAGGAAAUGUAUCAAUUUGAUUGAGUUAUUGAGUAGUUUGUACAGUGGCGACACUUUGGAUCCUAACACUGAAAUCCAAGUGGUUAAUAUUGGCGAUCUUACGAAGUUAACCAAAGGUAUUGCUCAAGCUGAAGUGGAUAAAGGUGAUGAUGAUGAUAUUAGUCAAUUUUAUGAGAAUCUUGGUGAUUGUCUUUGUAAGAGACCUCCAAGGCAUAAACUACAGGGAAUAGCAGAUACCCCCAAUGAUGACCAUGUUGAUGUUGAACCACUGGAAUUGCUCUUUGAGAUCAAACUAUUAGACGACAGAACCGGUUCAUAUGUUUCUAUGGGAGAGAGUACUAUAUAUGAUGAAUUCAAGCACAAGACUAUUGCAGCCAAUGACGAGCAGGACUUUAGUUUGCAGAUGCAGGUUUCUGACGACAGUGACUUAGAAUUGGAGGCUGAGAUCAAUGACGCUGUUGAUCUUCAACUGUUGGAUCAACUCUACAAGAGGGACGAUUAUUUCUUGAUAAUGAGCAAUUUUUAUAUUCAGAAGUUGAUUCAGAGAAAGGAACCAAUCUCUUCCAUUAUCAAAUAUCUCAUGGUGUUCAAUGCAAAGUACGUUAAUGUUGAAGACUCCAAGUUGAUGAAUUUGGUCUCGACGGUACAACUCUUACAUCACGCGGAUGUAGACCUGGGCUCGCUCUUGGCCAAUGUGGUUGAAAUGCUCCUUAAAGCACCCAAGUCAAAUAUGGACGAUCCAAUAGUGUUAAUGCCGGGGUUAAUCGAGUACUGGAAGGCUCAAACAGUUGGAAGUAAAAAUCAACAACUGAAUGAUCAUUUUACCAUUGUGAGCUCACCUGAUUGGACGGUCGCCCUUGAGCAGAACAUUAAGGAACUAGAACUGAUAUUGAAGAAGAGGGAAGAUGAGAAUAGUCUUAGUUUUGAGAUCAAAGCUGUGACAGAAGAAGAAGAGGAAAAUAUGUAUAUAUGA